GACUUUUCCCUUCCAGCUCCCAGCGGAUUCGCGUAUCCUCGGUAUUCACGACACUUCUAGCACCCGCGAGUCAAGGCGUGUCUAGCGUAGUAGAAACCGUAGCAGCCGGCGUCAGGAGUAGUAUGAGCAGGCCCAACUCAGCAACACAGCUUUCGACUGAAAUAUCGAAUUCCAAAAGUCCCCGUCGUAGCGCUGUGCACGUCCACAUCGAAACCGAACUGUCGAAAAUCAUGCUUCCGCGCGACCGACGCGGCGAAAGCGGAAAUAGUUCCGGCGGCGAGCCACCGCGACGACCGGCGUCCGAUCUUAGCGCCGUGCCAAACCGCCGGCGAUUCGCGGAAAAGCCGUUCGGAGAGCUUCGCGUGAAACCGUCGCACUCGUCGCCACAGUCGUCGCCGGGCGACCGUCGGCGGUUCAAAGCGGCAGAUCUCGACAAACAGCGCGACCGCGAAGACGACGACGAAGACGACAACGACGUCAGGUUCUCGCGAAGGCUUUCGGGCCAGUCGCGAAUCUCUUCUUCAUUAUUAAAAUCCCGCAAAAAGCGGCCCUCGCCCAAAGCGCCGAACGCGGCGCCUCGAGGGUGCAUCAUCGACAUCAACGCGAGCCCAAGGAAGGGGGGGAGCCCAACGAAGAGGCGACGCGUAGACGCGAGCGGCCGCACCGCCGCCACAGCCGCCGCUACAGCCGCGGCUACAGCCACCGCCAUGGGAGUGGGGCAGACGUCCUCUCAGCUUUGCGACCUUAUUCGGCGUCUGCCCUCGCCAACUCCGGAGUGGAUUCGACCUGCGUUCUCCCAGGGGCCCAGCUUGAAUCCCGAAACAAAGACGGAGACUCAGGAGUUGCUGCAGAUGCAAGCAACUAGUAAGUUGGAGGCUCAGACCCAGACUGCUCAGGCUGUUCAGGCUCAGGCGCGGCAAAUGCGGCAAAUGCAAACGCAGAUGCAGAAUCAGAGGCAGCUCGGCCUGGCAAGUCAGGGAGAUCCGGAGGAGCCCACGGCAGUCGGUGCCUACUUUUCAAGAGGCCACCCCUUGAACUACACCCCUGGUACAGCUACCGCUGCUGCUACCACUGCUCCUGCUGCUGCCGCUGCUGCUGUUGCUGGUUUUGAUGCGUCAGCGAUAGCUGAAGCCAUCAUGCGGCAGAGGGGGAUGGGAAUGGGUCAACCUCAGCGCUUCACUCACCCUGAAUCCGAGGCUCGGACUCAGACGCCUGCGUGGCCUGGGCCCGAGGCAUGGACUCAGAGGCCUGGGUCCCAUGCUCGAAAUCAGAGGCCUGGGUCCGACGCUCGAAAUCAGAGGCAUGGGUCCGAGCCUGUGAGUCAGGGCCUGUGCAAGGCAACAGCAGCAGCAACACCAGCAGCAGCAGCUGCAGCAGCAACAGGAGCAGCAGCAGGAAGCAGCAGCAGCGUGAGUGGUCACUGCACGGAAUCAUCAUCAGAUGCAGCAAGCAUCGGCGUUACGACAAUUAGCGAUGCGCUUGGGUAUCUCAAGGUCCAUUGGAGCACCAGUGCGGCUACUGCAACUACUGCUGCUGCUACUACUGCUGCUACUACUAUGGCCGCGGCUGCAGAUCAUCCCCAUCCGCCUAAUUUCUCUAUGCCUAAUGCCUUGCUCUCAACAGCGACAGCGACAGCAACAGCAAGUGUCGCCCUGCCGAAUUUCUCCCUCAUCCCUUCAAUCAUGGCCGCCACUGCCGCCGCCAAAGCCGCAUCUUGCCCCGUGCUCUCCCGGGCCAACACGGCGCCGCCUCGCAGCAGCAACUUCGGCACAACUGCAGCAGCAGCAGCAGCAGCAGGAGCAGCAGCAGCAGGAGCUGCGGGGUUCCCUGCUGCCACGUCACCCACCUACUCAGCUCGCCCAUUCCCCGCAUCCUCCAGCACCCCUGGCGCUAGUAAGCCCGCUUCUGCAGCCGCCCUUGCACGGGCCGAGAGCGCAUGGCUUCCUCCAGUCCCUGUCUCAUGGCUCCCUGCGGUCCCUAGCGCCUCCACUGCUGUGGCUGGAGCAGGCACAGGCAGAGCAGGUGCGGCCGAAGCGGUGCCAGCAACAGCAGCAGGAGCAGCAGCAGGAGGAGCGGCACCGGCAGGCAUGGGCAGCAGCAUGUCAGUGGCAUCGAUGCCCGCGCUGCGCGUGUCGUCGGACAGCAGCCGCCUGGUGGUGCCCCGCAGCGCAUGGGCUCAAGGCCUGGUGGUCGACCACAUGCUGGGGCGGCAUGUUUCUGCUGCUGCUGUACCCGCGCUUGCUGAUGCGCCGUUUGCGUCCGAGUCUAUUCCUGCUGCGUCUGCUGCUGCUGCUGCUGCUGCUUCUGCUGCUGUGUUUGCUGGUGAUCCCGCCUUUGCCCUCCCAGCCCACCCUUCCUCUGCAGCGUCACCUCAUCUUGCGACUGCUCCCUUCUCUCAUCCUGCCUUCUCCGCCUCAUCAGCAGCCGGUCUUCCUUUCUUCUCAUCAACCCUUGCUGCCUCUGCCUCGUGCUUGCAUGGAGGACUGCCCCCCCCCUCCCAUGAUUUGGCCCCGGAUUUUCUUGCUCAGAUGCCGCCUGAGCUGCUGCCACAGAUGCCACCUUCCCUUCUAGCACAGAUGCCUCCUGAGCUGCUCGCACAUAUACCACCUUCCCUCCUGCUGCAGUUGCACCUGCAGGCGUUGCGAAUGGCCGAGCUCAGGUCCCCUCCUCUCCCUUUCGAGGCGCCGCAGAACAGAGCGGCUCCUCCUUUGCCUGACACAGCAGCCGCAACUCCUUCGCUUGACAGAGCAGAACCCUCUUUGCCCGUCAGAGCUGACCAAUCCCCAGGGCUCAGCCCUCCGGCUGACAGCCCCCAGGCAGCAGCAAGCAGGGACUGCAUGGGAGGUCUGCGGAUUCCCAUGGCUCAGCCCCCACGUGAGCUCAAGAUUGCUGAGGUGGAUGUUGCAUCGCUAGGGACCAAGGCACUGGGAAGGGGCCAGGCCAAGCAGGCAAAUGAGGGCCUAAGUGUUAGGGGUGACGGUGGCUAUGGGAAGCAGGAAGGUGGCAUGGAGAGGGGUGGAAGAGACGAGGAGGAGAAGCAGGAAGGAGUCUAUAUUUUUGGGCAGCUGAUCUCCCCCGGGACUGAGAGACUGCAAGCAGCAGCCUUAAAGAAAUGACUAGUUAGACCCUGGUUUUGCAGAAGGAGGUGGUAGUUUUCCCUGGGCUGAAAAACCCAUGGUUUGGGUUUUUACCAUGGUUCAGUUUUUUUUUUUACCAUGGUUUUGGGUUUACCGUUUUGGCCUUGCACAGGGGGCUCUAAAGAAAAUACAUUAAAAAUA
Molecule: messenger RNA, 3278 nt
Organism: Closterium sp. NIES-67
Lineage: Eukaryota; Viridiplantae; Streptophyta; Zygnematophyceae; Desmidiales; Closteriaceae
Source: the annotation of a GenBank genome assembly